AUGGCGGACGAUCGUAAUGAGGAUAGCCAAGUUGAGGAUGGUUCGACAGUGUCCCAAAAGGUGCUAUUUGUACGUAACCUACCCUUUUCUACGAAGGACCAAGAUCUCGAAAAUAUAUUCAGUGACGUUGGACCUAUCAAACGUAGUUUUGUUAUUCGAGACAAAGAUGUCAAGAACUCCUGUAGAGGAUUUGGUUAAGUUACAUUUGCUCUCGCCGAAGAUGCACAGAGAGCUGUAGAUGUUGUGAAAUCAUUUGGGGGAAGACAACUUAGUGUCUGCUUCGCAAAUAAAAAGCCCAAACAUGAAAAGAGGAAAAGGGAACGGGAAUUGCAUCCUGAGGUUGACAAUUAUGACAGUCACAAGAACAUUGAAGAUGAGGAACUCAAAGCAAUGGCCUUGGAUGAGAACAAAAAUGAAACUCCACCCAAAAAGAAAUUGAAGGGCAGUGAUCAAGAGGAAAGCUUAAUUAAGUCCCAGCGCAGAGAACCUGGAAAUGAUAUGGGCAGAACUAUUAAACUGACAAAACUGGCAGAAGACCUCAAUCAGAACCAUAUCAGAAAAAAAUUCCGUAAGAUUGGGCCUGUAGAAAAGGUUACAUUCCCAGCAGAAGGACAGGACAAAUCAACUGCAUUUGUCAUUUUUCAGACCCAUAAAGAUGCCAGAGAAGCUGUAAGGAAACUCAACGGAAAAAUUUUUAAAGGGAAUACUAUUGGAGUAGCACUUCUCUCUAGAGAAGGGAAGACACCUAGUCAGAGGUCUUUGAAGAAAUCCAAGGUUAUUGUAAGAAAUUUAUCAUUCAAGUGCAAUGAGAAAGACCUCAAGGAUUUUUUCACACAGUUUGGCCAGAUCUCUGAAGUACACAUUCCAACUAAGAUGGAUGGAAAACGUAAGCGCCGGCUUGGUUUUGGGUUUGUACAAUUCUGUAAUGUGUUUGAAGCUGCAAAGGCCAUAAAAGAGGCAAACAUGAAGGAGAUUGCAGGAAGACCAGUAGCUGUUGACUGGGCCCUUGCAAAAUCUGACUACAAGGAGAAAAAAGGCAAUGAAGAAACUGGGACUGAAAAGAGGAGUGUCACGGGUGAAAAGACAGAUGAUGACGAAGCUGAAGAAAUCAGCGCUGAUGUUUCCAACAUCAACUCCGACGUGGAAUCAGAUGAAGAAAAACCUGGCAGCUCUGAUACUGGAGACGACGAAGAGGAGGAAAACGAAGCCAGCGAUCAAGAACCCGAACUUGAAGAAGAAGCCUUGAAAGCAAAGAAUACCAAACAACCUUCCGACGUCAAAGAAGGCAAAACUUUGUUCUUCCGUAAUAUUUCGUUUGAUUCUAGCGAGGAAUCACUUCACGAAUUGUUUGAACAGUUUGGAGAGGUAGACUACUGUAAGAUGGUGGAGGACAAACGGACCGGUCACAGCCGUGGAAUGGCGUUUGUGAAGUUCAAAACGGCGGAAGGCGCCGAAAAGUGUCUUAUGGAGGCCAACAAAGAUGAAUCGGGCAUUUCGCUGGACAAUUUUAAACUGAAUGUGACGAAGGCAGUAACGCGUGGAAAGGCGGCCGAACUAGCAAAAGAGAAGAAGAUGGACGGGAACAAGGACACGAGAGACAAACGCAAUUUGUACCUGGCCAAAGAAGGUCUCAUUACAUCCGGCUCAGAAGCUGCUCGGGGCUUGUCCAAAGCUGAUUUGCUGAAGAGACAGAAAGCUGAAGCAGAGAAGAAAACAAAGCUAGAAAAUCCAAAUAAUUUCGUCUCAACAACUCGGCUUUGUGUUCGAAACCUACCUCUGAACGUCGACGAUAAGAAAUUGCAAGAGAUCUUUGGCACCGCCACAGGAAAGAGGGUGCGCGUGAAGAAAGUGCUGAUCAUCCGGAGCAAAGAGCGAUUGGACAGCGCAGGGCGUGGACGCUCUAUGGGAUACGGGUUUAUAGAAUUCACCAAUCACAAAGACGCUCUGGCCGCUCUGCGAGUCACCAAUAACAAUCCAGCCCUAUUUGGACCGGACCGUCGGCCAAUUGUGGAUUUCUCUAUAGAAAAUGGCCUCGUCCUCAAGGCAAAGCAGCGGCAUGUAGAGAAGGCUCAACACAAGCAGCGGCAGAGCGUCGACGAGCAUGCGAUCAAUGGGCAGCCCAUGACGAACAAAGAGAGAAGACUGGAGAGAAAUCAGAAGCGAAGAGAAAAGCGAGUGAGAAAGAGAGAGGCAAGAAAGAAACGAAAAUUGGAACAGGGAAAGGACAUUGAAGGCGACAAAAAAAAUGAGGAAAGAAACAAAGUUGGAAAGGCAGAGAACAGUGCAAACUUAUCGUCGUCGAAAACGAAGAAAUUUAAAAAAUUGACUAAAAUGGAUGGUACAGUAUCUGAGUCGAAUCUAGAUAAAAGGAGUGUUAAAAGAAAUGAACAAUCUCCUCUGACAGCUCUCAGAAACACGAACAGUUCUCGUGCCAAAGUCACAUCAGAUACCCCCCCAAAUGUGAGUCCUUACCUCAAAAAAGUGAAUAGAACUCGGAAAGAAACACAAGACAGUCAGUUUAAUCUGAGUAAAACCUCCGGAACUCCGAAUAGGAAGAGGAAAGGUGUCCGGACAAGACAACAGGAACACAACGACGAAUCAAAGUUCUCGGAAAUGGUGUCCAAGUACAAGAAGAAACUGUUUGGAAUGGAUAAUAGUGAAUCAUCUUCAAAACGCACGCGAUGGUUCCAGUGAUCUACCUCAGCUAAAGGAAUCAAUCUUCAUUAGAUAAGAUAAGCAAGACAUUUAGUUCAGUGUUGUUAAAACCUUCCGCUGUCCAAUUGAGAAAAGGAAAGGUCAUAGAAGAAAAAGCAAGAUGAAGAGGACGAAUCGUAGUUCUCUGAAAUAGGGUCCAAGUAUAAGAACAAGUUAUUUAUGAUGGACAUCAAUGAAUCGUCUACAAAAUGUGGGCGUUGGUUUCAGUGAUGGGUGGGAACUCAGGCUAAAAGAAAUUUUCCGCCACAUGGGCCUUAAGCUGAUGUGAUCUUUCGCAAGGCCCAUGCAUCUUUUCUUGUUCACGCGACGAAAGUCGUAGUAAGCUUAGAAGAAAAGCUUUUUAUGAAUUUCUGUUCUCGUACUUCAACAAACAGGUAAACAGAACAACAACACAUGAAUUUAUUCCGUGUGCUUCCGAAAAUUUCAUGCUACUCCACGUCCAGUAAAUUGAAACGCCCCGUUUAUGAUUAGAACAAAAAGAAAUGAAAAUUGUCAACGAGAAGUGUCGUGGAGAGGUCGAGUGGAAAGCAGAAUGAGGCAAAAAAGGAACAGGCCGAUCAUAUUUUGUCUUCAUCUGAACCAAAGAGCUUUUUUCGUAGAAGGAGUGUUUAUAAUUGGUGAUCAAUCCAUCUUCGUGAUUUAUUACACUGACUGCAAAAACGGAAGUAAAAUAGUUCACAAUGGUUCGUCUGAACAAACAAUGCAUACUGUCCAAGCGAACGGCAAAUAUUAAUGCUACAGUAUUGCUUUAAUCUUUUUUAGUUUUUUAUUAAUGGUGUUUGCUCAAGAAUACCGCGAAAAAUCGCCGAUCACUUGCAACUAAAUAUGAAACGAAGAUAAGAGUGAAAGAAACACGGUACAAUUGUGAUUGAGAUGUUGAGCCAUUCUGUAAGGUAGUUUAGUCACCAAAGACAGCGGUGUUACUAAAAGCUCUGGUCUCGAAUAAUUUAAAAUGCAAUUUUUAUUUCAAGGUUGAUAAAAUUGCAGUCAUUUUGUGUUUCUUUCACUUUGGUGAAAAAACACACGAACAGCCU
Stylophora pistillata is the source of this 3749-nucleotide messenger RNA. Its product is annotated as RNA-binding protein 28-like. Gene Ontology annotation, cellular component: nucleolus. Lineage: Eukaryota; Metazoa; Cnidaria; Anthozoa; Scleractinia; Pocilloporidae. The record is from RefSeq and is a predicted model, not a curated record. Gene Ontology annotation, molecular function: mRNA binding.